AGAGGAGUCACGUGUGUUGUUGAGGAGUCAGCUGACAGUGAGACAUCAUAAAGGCAUCAACCAGCAGCACCGCCUGCAUUGCAGCACUCACCACAGCUCUACUUCAGCCUCCACAGAGAAACACACACACAGACCAGCCGGAAAACAACGCAGUCAUGCUGCUCCUCACUCUACUGUUCGUGUCUGCAGCUGUAGCGACCCCUCUGCUGGGCACUGAGCAGUGUGCUCGUGGCCCCCCCUACUGGUGUCACAAUGUAAAGACGGCGUCUCUGUGCGGAGCGGUGACUCACUGCCAGCAGAACGUCUGGAACCAGCCCCAGAUGAAAUCAGUGCCAUGUGACUUGUGUAAAGAGGUGUUGAUCGUGGUGGAGCAGAUACUGAAGGACAAUGCCACUGAGGCUGAGGUUCUAGGGUACCUGGAGAAGGCCUGCCAGCUCAUCCCUGAUGCAGGGUUGACCGCAGAGUGCAAGGAGAUGGUGGAUAGCUACUACCCCAUCCUCAUGGGAAUCAUUAAAGGAGAACUGGAGGAUCCUGGUGUGGUGUGUGGAGCCCUCGGGCUGUGUGUGACUCAGCAGGCAGCCCUGGCUAAGGCUCAUUCCCAGGAGCAGCUCAUGUCCAAUGAAAUCCCUAUGGUGGACCUCGCCCAGAAAGUAUCUCCCUUCCUCCUCAAUGUGCCCCAGCUCCUCUAUCCUCAGGAGGCCCCCAAACAAGAGAGUCCAAAGAAGGAAGAUGCUGAUGUGUGCGAGGACUGCAUCAAGUUGUUGACUGAUGCUCAAGCAGAAGCCAAGGCCAACACCUCAUUUGUCGACUCUCUCAUUGAGAAUCUUGAGAACCAGUGUGACCUGCUGGGGCCAGGCUUGUCUGCAAUGUGCAAGCAGUAUAUCAGCCAGUAUGGUACCCUCGUUGUUCAGCAGCUCAUGUCCAUGGAACAGGCUCCCAAGGAUAUCUGUACCGCCGCUGGCUUCUGUUCUGCUAUGAAGAAAUCCGUUCCCAUGCUGAAGCUGCAGGCUGCCAAGAUUUUAACUGCUGCCAAGGUUAUACCUGCUCUCAAGCUUGUCCCUGCCACCAAGGUUGUGUCUGCCACUGACAAGUCUGCUAAGCCCAUGGUGCGUGUCCGUGAUUCCCCAAAGUGUGCCAUCUGUGAGUUUGUGAUGAAACAGUUGGAGGAUAUGCUGAAGGAUCAGAAAACAGAGGAGGAGGUGAUUCAAGCUGUGGAGAAGGUGUGCACAUUUCUGCCCGCUUCUCUGAGUACCCAGUGUAAGGACCUGAUUGAGACCUACGGCCAGGCCAUCAUUGAGCUGCUGGUGCAGCAGGCUGACCCCAAGACUAUCUGCACAGUGUUGGCACUCUGCAAUGAAGGCAGCCGUACAUUUGUCCCUGCACUCGACCAGACUCGCUAUAAGGCUGGUGGCUACUGCCAGGUUUGCAAGAUGGCCGUUAGCUACAUCGAUGGAAUUCUGGAGAAGAAUGCAACUGAGGCCCAGAUUGAGGAGGCUGUGAGGAAAGUAUGCAGCUUCCUGCCCGACUCUUACCAGACUCAGUGUGACCAGAUGGUUGAACAGUAUGAACCAAUGCUUAUCCAGCUGCUUCUCCAGAUGCUCGACCCAGACUUCGUGUGCAUGAAAUUGGGAGCCUGUCCUGAAGCUGUGCGCAGGCUGCUGGGAACAGAGCAGUGCAGCUGGGGACCUGACUUCUGGUGCAAGAACAUGGAGACAGCAACUCGAUGCAAUGCUGUGGAUCACUGCAAACGCCAUGUGUGGGUAUAGAGCAAGAGGAAGCACAAACUGACCUGUAGGGAAUUAAAAGAAACAAUACUGUAGUGCUGCUUGCCCCUUUUUAAUUUUUGUCCUGUUUUCUUUUUUAAUGACUGGUUUUGUUUAAAUUAACUUUGAUAUUUUGAAUAAUGUCAUGGUGGAAAGGGACUGGACAUUUGUUUUGUUAUUUCUGGGGGGGUGGGGCAGGGGAGGAGUGAGGUGUAUAGUGGUCUGCAGCUCAGCUUGUCGCUGCUUCACUGAGCAGAAGUCACAAAACUUCACUGUCGGGUUUUGUGCAGAUUUGCAUCAUGUGGGUUGUACUUACCGAUGUUGCUUUCUGGGUGUGGUUUAUGUGAGAACACAAAUUGUAUAAUGUUGACACUGCAUCAGGUGGCUAUUCUGAUGGGUCCCCCCCAUCUGUAUUUGAUUCCUUCUCCCUGUAGGAACUGAUUGCAAAUGGGAGAGACCGACCACUCGGUGUGUUAAGAAUGACUGGCAUUACUUUUAACAGUAUGUCUGAUCCUUAAACAAAUUUAUAUUUCGUAGAGAGUAAAUGUGCGUUCUUGUUUUAAGGAGCUGAUAUUGAGGUAAUUGGUCUUAGAGUGUACCUCCCACUCACCUCCCAUUGUUUGGACUCUUCCUACUGUUUGUAAAUCACUGUUUCUAACGUACAGAGAGAUCUCAAAUUCGAUUGUCAGCCUCAAAACUGAUCUGUAAAUUUUUAACAAUUAAAGUGAUCCCAAUCCA
Molecule: messenger RNA, 2501 nt
Organism: Sebastes umbrosus (honeycomb rockfish)
Lineage: Eukaryota; Metazoa; Chordata; Actinopteri; Perciformes; Sebastidae
Gene: psap
Product: prosaposin
Exons: 15
Coding region: 156-1766 (536 amino acids)
Biological process (GO): sphingolipid metabolic process
Cellular component (GO): lysosome
Source: RefSeq, a predicted model, not a curated record